Messenger RNA from Uncinocarpus reesii 1704, 786 nucleotides. RefSeq names its product adenylate kinase cytosolic. Gene Ontology annotation, molecular function: ATP binding; AMP kinase activity. Bases 1 to 786 code for a protein of 261 amino acids. The record is from RefSeq and is a predicted model, not a curated record. Gene Ontology annotation, biological process: ADP biosynthetic process. The transcript is spliced from 4 exons. Gene Ontology annotation, cellular component: mitochondrion; cytoplasm. NCBI's taxonomy places the organism in Eukaryota, Fungi, Ascomycota, Eurotiomycetes, Onygenales, Onygenaceae.
AUGGCUCCAAUUACAGACGAAGCCGUCGAUAGCCUCAAGAGCAUCAUCCGCGACCUGGAAAACCGCGUUGUGCAAUUGGAGCGGAAGCUCGUCCAUGGAGAGAGUAGCUCAAAGCCCAAUUCGCUUGCAGAGAGCAUGCGGAUGGUCUUGAUGGGUCCUCCCGGUGCAGGGAAGGGAACUCAAGCUCCGAAAAUCAAGGAGAAGUUCUGCAUAUGCCACCUCGCCACUGGUGACAUGCUCCGAUCACAAGUCCAGCAGAAGACGGAAUUGGGAAAACAAGCCAAGGAGAUUAUGGACCAGGGUGGACUAGUUAGCGAUGAAAUUAUGGUGAACAUGAUCAAGCACGAGUUGGAGACAAACCAGGAAUGCCGCAAUGGCUUCAUCCUGGACGGAUUCCCGCGCACAGUCAAACAAGCAGAGAAGUUGGAUGAGAUGCUCAACGCCCGUAACCAGAAGCUUCAACAUGCCGUCGAACUCCGGAUUGACGACGAACUCCUUGUUUCACGGAUAACUGGAAGACUGGUGCACCCGGCUUCCGGCAGGUCCUAUCACAAGAUUUUCAACCCUCCAAAGGUUGCCAUGACUGACGAUAUCACUGGCGAACCUCUGAUUCAACGCUCCGAUGACAAUGCUGCAGCAUUGAAGAAGCGCUUAGUGACCUAUCAUUCUCAAACCGCCCCUGUUGUCGGAUAUUACAAGUCUACCGGUAUCUGGAAAGGAAUCGACGCCAGCCAGGAGCCUAGCCAAGUUUGGAAGAGCCUUCUGCAGGUCUUUGAGAAGAAUUGA